This is a messenger RNA of Symbiodinium sp. CCMP2456, 849 nucleotides long. NCBI's taxonomy places the organism in Eukaryota, Dinophyceae, Suessiales, Symbiodiniaceae. The record is from the annotation of a GenBank genome assembly.
AUGAAGAUGAGGGCCUUGAACAACAGGUGGACCUGCCCUGUCUGCAGCAACAUUCUGAAGCCGCACGACCUUGUAGAUGACGGGGCGUGUCAUGAAGUAAGCUUGGCAGCUACGGAGAUCAUCCGUGUGGCAGGCAUGUCUGGUUACCACACUUCCGUCAUUGUGGACAACCUGGAGUACUUCUUCGAUGCGAUAGGUAUCUUACAAGCCGCUCCUCUUUUCAGCCACAACCUCAACGAAGCCAAGAAUCCUGGCGGCAGCAAGACGGUCGUCACCUUUAUUGGUUACAGCCACUUCGACGGCAGAGCGAUGGUGGAAGCGCUGCAUGAAUUCUUCGAACGAGGCUCUUAUGAUGUGUUCUACAAGAACUGGAUCUUCAAGGCUCUGGUCGAGUCCUCUGGCGUGACCGUCCAGGGUGACAUCUACACCCCCAAUCCGGUGUCUGCAGACUUUUCUGUGGAUGGGGUCAUUGCCUCGCUGGAAGGAGAUGACGAGUCGGAAGAGUCGGAGCACUCCGAAUCUGACGAGGUAGACAAGUACGUGCAGAAGGUCUUGUCUGAGACACCAGCUCAUGUUGAAGAGGUCAUCAUUGAGAAGGAUGGCACGUACAGGAUCGUAGAGGAUGAGGAGGAUGCUGCCGGCAAGGAUGCCAGCAAAAACGAGACAGACAAUGCUGAACAUGUGGGCGCAAAUGAUACGCCGAUGGCAGAUGCAGAUCAGCAGGACGGCAUCAAACGACAAGGAACCGAUGAUGGGAUUGAGGUUCCUUUGUCCAAGCGCCAGCGAAGGCGGCAGAAGAUUUUGGAAGCACGCGGGGAACUUCCUCAUGCCACGGCGCCCAGCUUGUGA